Molecule: messenger RNA, 813 nt
Organism: Linum trigynum
Lineage: Eukaryota; Viridiplantae; Streptophyta; Magnoliopsida; Malpighiales; Linaceae
Source: the annotation of a GenBank genome assembly
AUGGGGACUCUCGGAAAGGCCGUGUACACAGUGGGAUUCUGGAUUCGGGAGACCGGACAGGCUCUCGAUCGCCUCGGUUGCCGCCUCCAAGGCAACCACGCCUUCCAGGAACAGCUGUCUAGACAUCGCACUGUCAUGAACUUAUUCGAUAAAGUACCUGUGCUUGAUAAGGGUUCAUUUGUGGCCCCUAGUGCCUCUAUCAUCGGGGAUGUUCAAGUUGGGAGAGCAUCAUCCAUUUGGUAUGGAUGCGUCUUGAGAGGCGAUGUGAACAGUGUCAGCAUUGGGUCUGGAACUAAUAUACAAGAUAACUCUCUCGUGCAUGUUGCAAAGUCUAAUCUUGCUGGGAAAGUGCUGCCAACUAUCAUUGGAGACAAUGUCACUGUAGGUCAUAGUGCUGUUUUACAUGGAUGCACUGUUGAGGAUGAGGCUUUUGUUGGUAUGGGUGCCACACUUCUUGACGGCGUGGUUGUAGAGAAGCAUGGAAUGGUUGCAGCUGGAGCCCUUGUAAGGCAGAAUACAAGGAUCCCUGCUGGAGAGGUAUGGGGAGGGAAUCCUGCAAAGUUUCUGCGGAAGCUGACUGAUGAGGAGAUAGCUUUCAUUGCAGAGUCAGCUGCCAAUUACUCCAAUCUUGCACAGAUACAUGCAGCUGAGAAUGCCAAGCCUUUUGACGAGAUUGAGUUUGAGAAGAUGCUUCGUAAGAAGUUUGCAAACCGUGACGAGGAGUAUGACUCGAUGUUGGGCGUUGUCCGUGAAACUCCGCCGGAACUAAUUCUUCCCGACAACGUCUUACCAGCAGCAGCUAAGGAAAAAUGA